Molecule: messenger RNA, 1218 nt
Organism: Aspergillus melleus
Lineage: Eukaryota; Fungi; Ascomycota; Eurotiomycetes; Eurotiales; Aspergillaceae
Exons: 2
Coding region: 1-1218 (405 amino acids)
Biological process (GO): regulation of transcription by RNA polymerase II
Molecular function (GO): zinc ion binding; DNA-binding transcription activator activity, RNA polymerase II-specific
Source: RefSeq, a predicted model, not a curated record
AUGGCGCUCCGAAGACCCCAUCGCAAAUCUCGACACGGCUGCUUAGAAUGCAAGCGACGGCGUGUCAAGUGUGAUGAAACUCGACCAGUCUGCUCCAACUGCACCAAGCGUCUGACUGAAUGUGAAUAUGACUCUACAAGCUCUUUUCUUUGGGCAAACCAGGGCCCAAAGCCUCGCCCUGCGUCAAACUUAUCUCCGUCCGAAGGGUCCCAGCCUCCAGAAUCGAACUUGAUCACCGCGAAUUCAUUCGGGGUGCUGGGGAGACUUGGUGGCGGCGGUAGAAAUCCUCAGAGCACCACCGAUCUUAACCUCAGCGAUCUAGAGUUAAUGAUGCAGUGGUGCAACUCAACAUAUCUGAGUCUGGCCCGCAACGGCCAAACCGACCAUAUCUGGCGGUGCUGCGUCCCGGAAGAAGCGCUCUCGCACCCGUUCCUCAUGCAUGGCAUCCUCGCUCUCUCCGCGCUGCAUCUGGCUCGCACGAAGGACGAUCAUCGCAGUUCCGCGUAUGUCGAUACAGCUGUUUCGCAUCAGAACCGCGCGCUAGCGUUUUUCCGGGAGUCGUUGAGCGACAUCACCGAGUCUAAUGCUAAGGCCAUGUUUGGGUUCGCUGGCGUCGUCGUCUUGUACGCGCUUGCGUUUCCCCAUCCGCUCGAGGUGGACGACCCGUGGGUCUGCGUCGAUGACUUAACACAGGUGUUCGUGCUGGCCCGUGGCGUGCAGCAGGUUCUGAGGAAAGCCACCCCGUCGAUCGUCGCCAGCGACUGGGCGUCCGUGCUUGUGCUGGGUGACUACGACCACACCCCGCCGGAGGAUGCCCAGGCUGUUCUGGAUCGAUUACAUGAGGCCAAUAACCAGUACGGCGAGCAGGACCCGGCGCAUGACACGGACCUCCAUCGCCAUACCAUUGAAAACCUGGCUGAUAUGAUCGCCGCCAUCUCCAGCGGCCUGAUCACCGCCACCAUUUUCUGCAGGUGGGCGAUCAAACUGAGGCCCGAGUACGUGGAUCUCGUCCGCAAUCGUAACCCUUUGGCUCUAGUCAUUCUGGCGCACUAUUGCGCCAUCCUGCAUACCAUGCGGGGGGUUUGGUACGUGGGCGAAUGGAGUGUUAGGGUGCCCAAGGCGAUAUGGCAGGUUCUGGAUGAUCGCUGGAAACCGUUGACUCGUUGGCCCAUGGAGACGGUCUACGGGGAGAGCUUUUUCGCAGAUCAAACAGGCUGA